This is a messenger RNA of Knipowitschia caucasica, 375 nucleotides long. The record is from the annotation of a GenBank genome assembly. Lineage: Eukaryota; Metazoa; Chordata; Actinopteri; Gobiiformes; Gobiidae.
AUGCUCGUCCAAACUGUGGCCCUCAAGCUGAAUGAGGCCCUCAAGCUGAAUGAGGCCCUCAAACUGAAUGAGGCCCUCAAGCUGAAUGAGGCCCUCAAACUGAAUGAGGCCCUCAAGCUGAAUGAGGCCCUCAAACUGAAUGAGGCCCUCAAGCUGAAUGAGGCCCUCAAACUGAAUGAGGCCCUCAAGCUGAAUGAGGCCCUCGAAACAGUUUCCCACGGCCCUGCUCCUGAGGGCAGCUCCAGUCCUGACAGCGACGUCGCUAAUCCACGCUGGUGCUCAGUGGGCGUGGUCACUGGUAGGUGUGGUCCACAGGCGUGUCAGAGCGAGUACAGCUUCACCUGCUCCUCCAUCUCUCCUUCACUCAUCUCCUGA